AUGAAUAUUUAUAUACCAAUUCAACCUGAUAAUAAUAUAUCCUUGGCCAAAUCUUCAGAUACAGAUAUUUUAGAGGCGGCACUUAAAAAUAUUUUUAAUUUGUCAGAAUAUCGAGAAUAUCAAAGAGAAAAUAUUGAAUCUUUUAUUAAUAGGCAUAAUACACUUACGAUUUUAAAAACUGGAGGUGGAAAAACAUUAAUAUAUUCUAUUGUGUCUCUUUUAUUCAAAGGAUUAACCAUUGUUUUUACACCACUAAAGUCUUUAAUGGAUGAUCAGCUGGCAA
Racocetra persica is the source of this 283-nucleotide messenger RNA. NCBI's taxonomy places the organism in Eukaryota, Fungi, Glomeromycota, Glomeromycetes, Diversisporales, Gigasporaceae. The record is from the annotation of a GenBank genome assembly.